Molecule: messenger RNA, 3719 nt
Organism: Pristis pectinata (smalltooth sawfish)
Lineage: Eukaryota; Metazoa; Chordata; Chondrichthyes; Rhinopristiformes; Pristidae
Gene: fam110b
Product: family with sequence similarity 110 member B
Exons: 3
Coding region: 682-1794 (370 amino acids)
Source: RefSeq, a predicted model, not a curated record
AGUGUUGGGCAGGUAGUGAAUGCAGUUGCAAAGCCAGUAAUUUAGAAGUGAACUAUUUGUUUUUUUUAAUCCGCCAGGCGGGGCUGGAGGUGCUGAGAGGCGUGUUCCUCCCUGUGCUGGUUUUGCGGGUUGUGAGUGAGUGUGUUGUGUGUGGAGCAGCAGCUCACAGUCUCCCUCAGUGUCGCUGCUGUGCCGGAAUACAUCGCUGCGAUACAUUGUCUCCGGCUCACCCCGAUCCGGGCCACGUUCCAUUCUCCCCGCGCCACACGGCAGCCGGCUCCGGGGCGCAGCCUUCCUUCCUCCCGGGUCUCAGCCACUGCAGUGAUAUAUUCAAGGUGAAGUGCCCCUACCCGUCAUCUUUCUGUUACCGUGGUUGUGAUCACUGCCUGGAGUUGUGUAUAAAAGAACAGACAAGUCUCCCACGUCUCUCAGUCAGCUUAUAAAAUAGAAUCAGCAGAGCAGAUUAAUACCGACUUGUGUCUAGUGGCCCUUUGUACAAAGACUGGCUUUAAAGAGAACAUAGUGUUAUUUAAUGAGCUAUAAGAUGAGGCCCCGCUGGUGAUACUUGCAGCAUAAGACUCUUCCUACCUCCAGACUGCUUGAUGUACACGAUUCAACACAGUGCAGUUGGAGUUGCUGAACUCGGAUUCCAAGACGGCUGCUGGAGAAAGGCCAUCGAACAUGCCUACAGAAAUGCUACAAGCAGAUAGCAUGGUCAAACCUGUUGGUUCGACAACCACCUUCACUUCAGCCGUUCCCCUUCGUAUACUGAACAAAGGGCCUGACUAUUUUCGAAGGCAGGCGGAACCCAACCCUAAAAGACUCAGUGCUGUUGAACGGCUCGAAGCUGAUAAAGCGAAAUAUGUGAAGAGCCAAGAAGUCAUUAAUGCCAAGCAGGAGCCAGUGAAACCAGCUGUGCUGGCAAAGCCACCAGUCUGCCCAGCAGUCAGGCGGGCAGCGGGUACCCCUUUGCAGAAGCUGUCUAAUAAUCACAAGGCAGACAGCAGUGCUAAAAGAGAGAACAUAAAUCUGGAAAUCCUGAAGAAUAUAAUCAAUAGUUCAGAAAGUUCCACCUCGGGCUCAGUACAUAAACACAGCACACGGAACUGGCCCCAGCACAGACCUGCCUCCACAGAAAUUAGCCGGCGCACGUUUGCGGAAUCUAUUCGGGUGUACAGUAAUCAAGGCCAGAAUAGUCCACAAGGAGGCAAUCUGAAUGUAACAAAAAGAUUGUUUGAAGACCAAGUUAGUGAUUCAGCCCUGCAUAUUUCUCGCAGUUCAGCAGAUGUGAGAAGAGUUGUGGAAGGGAGGCCUCUAAAACCAAUACCCAGCAGCAGUUCUGCCCCUCCUGUUCUACCCAAGCCUAAUAUUUCAACCUGUAAUGCCCCCAAGUCACCACCACAAACCACCCCGGACUUGACAACCAACCCAAGCAGGCGGCCUUCACUCCACCGCUCCAAGUCUGACCUCAGUGAUCGAUAUGCUCGUGCCAAUGCAGACGUAGAGCGAUUCUUUAACUACUGUGGACUGGAUCCUGAAGAACUUGAAAACCUUGGAAUGGAAAAUUUCACAAGGGCAAAUUCGGACAUAAUCUCCCUGAACUUUCGUAGUGCAAGCAUGAUCAGCUCGGACUGUGAGCAGUCACGACGGAGCAAUGAUGACCUGACGGAUGAUGAAGAAACAAAUGAUCGUGUCCCUUAUGGUAUUUCGGCAGUGGAAAGGAAUGCUAGGGUUAUUAAAUGGUUAUAUAGUUGCAAACAAGCUAAGGAAUCCCAGAAAAUAUCUCAUGUUUAAGGACAUAAAUUAUGGUUGAUUCAUUUUCUUUUGUUUUUUUUUGUCUGUGAAUCUUUUUAGUUGUGAAGUCUACUGGAACAUUUCUUGCAGAUCUCAGUUCCACUGUGAUGUUAGUUGUGUAUGUUCUCAUUGCAUGCUUAUCAAUCUAAGCUCAGAAGUGGCCUCUAUUUCAAAACAUAUGAAGACACGGACAUGGAUGUUUCAACUGUAUUAGAUAUGUAACUAUAUAUGUAUCAACCAAUAAGAGCACGAGGUACUAUGUACACAUUUUAUCGUACAUUUCAAUUAUAUGAGGAAAAAAUGGCCUUGUUGCAGAUUUUCUAUUCAUAAAUAUAAUCUGGAUAGAAAAGAUAAUUCUAUCUGUCUGAAACAUUGCAAUGGCAGUCACAUUUAACUCGCCUCAAUCUGGAAAAGCAUGUUACAGCCCAUAUAACCUCUAAUGGUAGUGACUUGUCUAUAAAGCUGUCCAGUUUAAUGCAACAGCAUGGUACAGCUCUAACAAUCCAUGUCUUCCAAAGCUGCUUCAACUGCCCUUCUAAUUGUCUGCUGUAAUGUGCUGAGAAGUGAAAAGUACAGCGGGUGACCUCGUUAAAUAGUUCAUUGUUGCUUUUCAAUAUACUGCAGUGCUGCACUUCAUUUCAUAAAGAGACUGAUGUCUCAACUGUUGAGAAACCAGAUUUUUUGUAUUAAAAAUGCUGUAAAGGUUUGUAUAUACUUCAAAGCUGUUAUCAGAUCUGUAAAGAAGAGUCUGCUAUAAUAAUAAAUAGUUUCCAGUUCAUUCAUCAUCUUUCUCGAUUUUAGCCUUUUUCAUUCAUAAUUGUUUUAGUUUUAACGUGAGCAUUUCAGAAAAAAAGUUUACAAGUUGUGACUUUUGCUGUUAUUUUCCUCAAUGAAUGAUUUAACAUAUGCAGGCAAAUGUGCAAUGAUAGCCUUUGUUAUUUAGCAAAAUGUCACAUGAAUUAUAUGGUAUUCAACCCCAGAAUUAUAUUCUGCUCUUAGCAAUCAUACUCGCCACCAUAAUAAUAUCUCUUUAAAGACUAUUGUAAGGUUCAGAAAUGUUGCAUUGUAACCUUUUAAAUCUGUAGCAUUGUCCUAUUCAGCAGCAAAACAUAAUGCCAAUUUGCAGCUGUACUCUCAUUGUUCAGGCUGUGCAGGCAUGGGGUAGCAACCUUUAACCUAUUUGCUGUAUUUUUGAAACUUGUAUCUUUAAAGUUUUUUUUCAUUUAAAAGCCUUCACAAGUCUUAUGCAUGGGGUUAUCUCUCCUGCAUGUUGCUGCACUCGCAAAAAAAAGGCUGUGCUACACUACACUAAAACUCUGUUUCUCAUUAGAGCUAUAGUAAAUUACAAAGCAGUGAUAAAUGAAGCAUUAUGGGAAUAAAGGCAGCAACAUCUGUCUUGUAAUAAUGCCCAAGUUAAACAGUGAAUGCCAGAAAUCUGAAGUUAAAACUGAAAUUGCAGGCUAGGCAGUGGUCAAUUGGUGAAAGAUGGUGAACAUCUCUGGAAAACUGGUAAAUGUUCUCAACGUGAAGCAUUCAUUUAUAUUUUUAGAUAUUAUUCAGUUGGGAACCUUUGGCGGUUCUACAGAAACAUUAACCUCACUUUCCCUUUCAGAUGCUGACUGGAUGUCCAUUGUGCAUUUUCUGUUUUUCAUGUAGCAUUUUCAUUGUGCUAUUCUUCAUAUAAAUCUAUUAUUAGAUUGCCAGUUUGUAUCUUUUGUUGGUAAAACUUGUAACUUUUUGGCUUUUGUAUUUGUUAUAAAAUAUAAUCAAACCUUUCUACUUGAAAUUUGUAAAGCAAAAAUUAAUGACCAUUUACCUGUGCACUCUUUUUCUGCAUCUGUAUUGUAAUCUCCUCAUAUGCUGUCUUUAAGCACAAUUAAGUUUGUGGAAUUUGGGAAUGAUACUACUGACCAUGUCUCUAAACA